This is a messenger RNA of Brenthis ino (lesser marbled fritillary), 786 nucleotides long. Lineage: Eukaryota; Metazoa; Arthropoda; Insecta; Lepidoptera; Nymphalidae. The record is from the annotation of a GenBank genome assembly.
AUGGUAUCGAAGAGUAAAAAGAUUUUAGAGGAGAUUCAUCCCUUACACAUUAUUCGUGAAGUUCAAAAAUGGCCAGUGUUAUAUACGAAAGAUAGUGUAGAGCGCGCGAAUCAGCAUUUCAAAAAUAAAAUUUGGAGGGAAAUCGCUAAAUCACUGUUUGCCGAUUGGGACUCUUACAACGAAAUGGAGCAAGAUUGCAAAAUUACAGACUUAACAAAGAGAUGGCGAAAUUUACGCGACACGUUCAAAAGACAACUUUGUACCGAGAAAAGAAUUAGAGAAGGCUGCAACAUAAAGAGAAAAACAUAUGUAUACUUUAAACACAUGCUUUUUUUACUACCACAUAUUUCUACCCCCGAAAGUGAAACGCGUGACCCCGUAUUAGAACCUAAAUUAAACGAAUAUUUUAGCAAGCGCGAUAAGAGAAAAGCUUCAACGAAAGAAAAAGAAGGAAAGAGAAAGAAAUUAGCAUCUAAACCAGAUCUAGAAGGAGUUAGUGUAGAAAAAAAUGAAAUAGAUGAGGAUAAGCAUUUUCUAAUGUCAUUAAUACCGUCAUUUAAAAAGAUGUCGGAUGACGAAAAACUUACAGCAAAAGUUGAGAUUUUAAAAGUAAUAAAGGAUAUACGAAGUAAAUCGGUCACAGUAGAAUGUAAUAUACCAGUAGCAGACUCACUUGCACUUAAUAUGGAGGACAAUGAUUUAAGUGGGAUUAAAAUAGAGAUGUUACAUUCUGAAUUAGACGAAAACAUAUCGAAUACAGAAACCGAAAGUGAUGAAAGUUCCGAU